Molecule: messenger RNA, 1516 nt
Organism: Strongylocentrotus purpuratus (purple sea urchin)
Lineage: Eukaryota; Metazoa; Echinodermata; Echinoidea; Camarodonta; Strongylocentrotidae
Product: D(3) dopamine receptor-like
Exons: 2
Coding region: 92-1279 (395 amino acids)
Biological process (GO): G protein-coupled receptor signaling pathway
Cellular component (GO): membrane
Molecular function (GO): G protein-coupled receptor activity
Source: RefSeq, a predicted model, not a curated record
GUCUUCAUUCAACAGAGUUCUUCUAUCAUUUUCUCCGAAAUAGCAAGACUGUCUUUGACCAGUUACUAGUUCGACACAUCGAGAUUUGACGAUGAAGUCAGUAAACGGUUCCCUGAUGUUGCGGGUGUUCAUCAUCAUAGUGUCAGGACUCCUCACAACACAAACCUAUACCAGAGCUGACAGCUUGGGAUACGGAGAAGAAAAUACAACAAUGAUCAUGGUGGAAGAGAUGACUGAAGCCACAAUGGUGGAAGACAGCUCUGAGACCGGUUGGGCUUGGUACCCAAUGGCAUGGAGAUGGUGGACAAUCGCCCAGGUGAUCUGCGCUAUCCUUGGUGUCUUCGACAACGGCGUCGUCAUCGUCAUCAUCUUUCAGCGAGUGAAGAAGAACCGAUCAACAGAUACCCUGAUAGGAGCUUUGGCCAUCGCUGAUCUUCUGACGUCGGUAUUCCUCUUCCCGCUCCCUUGGGCCAAGCAUGUUCCUGCAACCAUACUGGGAAGGAUGUACUGUAAGCUGCUCUAUCCUGGCUUCGCUCUUUGGUUGUGUAUCACUGCAUCCACAUAUUUACUCAAUGCAAUCUGUAUUGAACGUUACAUCGCUGUAGUUUAUCCACUCUACUUCAACAGGGUCUUUACCAAGGCUAAGGUGUCCAUUGCUGUUGCUUUCGUAUGGCUUUUAGCCUUUGCUCAGUGCGUCUAUACCUUUUUUGUAUAUAUCUACGAUGAUGAAAUCGAGAACUGUAACUCACUCAUUAAUACUGAUGUAGGUCGGGUAGUCCAUGCGUACUAUGCCUUUUCCAUCCGUUUAGCCAUUCCAGUUCUGAUCAUGGUCAUCACUCAGAUCCUUAUCAUCCGGUCACUCCAUGUCCAGUCUAAGCGGUUUCAGGGCAUGAGGGGUGACGUGGAAACCAACUACCCUCCAUCCUUCCACAUCACUGCCCGUAACAACGUCAUCAAGAUGAUGCUCAUCGUUGUCUGUGUCUAUGUCAUCACUUGGACACCCAAUCAGAUCGCUUACCUUUUAUUCAACCUCGGUUACAUCAGUUCAUCUUACCGCGGAAGUCCACUCCAUCGCAGUCUCACCGUCUUUGCUUUCCUCAACUCCUGCGCGAACCCUAUCAUCUAUACGUCUCGUCAUACAGAGUUUAGACAAGCAUUGGCGAGUCUAUUCACCUGCUCCAAGCCUGAGAUCGCAUCCCUGUUCGCUAUCAAAGAUAAGGCCAAAGAAUCUCCAGUAGCCGCCGAGACAAAAACUGAGAAUAUUCCACAAAGCGCCUGAAUGUUACAUACAGCCCAUCCCACCUCAAUGUAUAAUAAUGGUGAUAAUAAUAAUAAUAAUAAUAACAUUGAUGAUAAUAAUAAUGAUAACAACAGUCAGAAUAUUUACUAUUUAGGAGGGCUAAACAAAAAAUAAACUUAGCGCUUACGAAAUCACAGAAUUCAAAGAGAAAUAUAAAUAACAUGGACACAAAUAAGCACAUUAUUAAACUGAGACAAGAAGUGUGUUUUAAUGGAA